AUGACCACCCAACAAACAGCACCAACCCUCUACCUCACCGUCUCCGACACAAAAUAUGCUUACCGCCUCAUUGGUCCUUCCAACCCGACCACCUUCCCACCACUCUUGAUGCUCAACCACGUCCGCAGUACAAUCGAUACCUGGGACCCCGAAGUCAUUAACAACCUCACGUCCACUGACCGUCAAUUGAUCACCUACGACUACGCCGGCCUUGGCCACAGCACCGGCACCAUCGCCGCAAAUAUCCGCGGCUUCGUAUUCGACCUCCUUAAAUUCCUCAAAGCCUUACUCCCAACGCUGAAUACGGAGCAGGUCGACGUCCUCGGGUUCUCCAUGGGAGGCUACAUAGCCCAACAGCUCGUCCUCGACGCUCCAGACAUUGUUCGAAAGAUGGUUCUCGCAGGCACAGGACCGUCUCUCGGCCCCGGCCUCGUGAGGCCGAUGAACGAAGUCCAAAGCACCGUCUUUAACCCGAACCCUGGCCUCCCAACAAUUGAAGCCUUCUUCCCUUCCUUCACGACCGGUCAGGAAGGACCAGCCUGGUUCGACCGCAGCGUCAACUCUCGUGUCAACAUCGCAGGCGAAGACGAGGAGCCAGAGAUGGCGCACUUUACUACCGGCGAAGACCUGGUGAAGCUGACAGCAGCGUACUUGUCCUGGGACGCCGAUCCAGUACCAUACAGUCUCUUGCAAACGGUGCAGAAAGACGUGCUCGUGACGAAUGGUGAUAACGAUCUGAUCGUCCCGACGCAGAAUUCGUUCGUGCUGGCGAGACAGCUGCCAAGGGCGAAUUUUGUGAUGUUUCCUUGUAGUGGGCAUGGGCACCUUUUCCAGUACGCAGAGUAUUUCGCGAAGUUGGUGGACGAGUUCCUAGACGGCAGGUUGCCUGCGGCAUCGUUCUCGGCUGGAAGGGCGGCUGCGCUUAAGCGAUGA
Molecule: messenger RNA, 933 nt
Organism: Saxophila tyrrhenica
Lineage: Eukaryota; Fungi; Ascomycota; Dothideomycetes; Mycosphaerellales; Extremaceae
Exons: 2
Coding region: 1-933 (310 amino acids)
Biological process (GO): glycerolipid catabolic process
Molecular function (GO): triacylglycerol lipase activity
Source: RefSeq, a predicted model, not a curated record